Symphalangus syndactylus (siamang) is the source of this 3116-nucleotide messenger RNA. RefSeq names its product ubiquitin specific peptidase 16 (gene USP16). NCBI's taxonomy places the organism in Eukaryota, Metazoa, Chordata, Mammalia, Primates, Hylobatidae. Gene Ontology annotation, molecular function: zinc ion binding; cysteine-type deubiquitinase activity. Gene Ontology annotation, biological process: protein deubiquitination; regulation of cell cycle; regulation of gene expression. The record is from RefSeq and is a predicted model, not a curated record. Gene Ontology annotation, cellular component: nucleus; cytosol.
GAAAUUGUUGCUUUCCAGGGGUCACUCUGGCUUCGACUCCGUCGCUCUCAAUUCGUCACCAGGAGGAAGACGGAGCUGGCUGCCCAGCCCAAAGGCCCAUGAGGGGAUGCAGUUAUGGGCUCUGUCGCCGUGGAACUUGUUUGCUUCAUUCUUAUGUACCUACCUUUGCACCUUGUAAUCAUCCUUUAUGCCUCAGAUUGUUAUUUUGUGUCAGUAAGUAAUCCAUAAAGUGCCAACAUGGGAAAGAAACGGACAAAGGGAAAAACUGUUCCAAUCGAUGAUUCCUCUGAAACUUUAGAGACGGUGUUUCCCUGUGUUGGUCAGGCUGAUCUUGAACUCCUGGCCUCGAGUGAUCUGCCUGCUUCGGCCUCCAGAAGUGCUGGGAUUACACAGCCUAUGUGCAGACACAUUAGAAAAGGAUUGGAACAAGGUAACUUGAAAAAGGCUUUAGUGAAUGUGGAAUGGAAUAUCUGCCAAGACUGUAAGACUGACAAUAAAGUGAAAGAUAAAGCUGAAGAAGAAACAGAAGAAAAGCCUUCAGUUUGGCUAUGUCUUAAAUGUGGCCAUCAGGGCUGUGGCAGAAAUUCUCAGGAGCAGCAUGCCUUAAAGCACUAUCUGACGCCAAGAUCUGAACCUCACUGUCUGGUUCUUAGUUUGGACAACUGGAGUGUGUGGUGUUACAUAUGUGAUAAUGAGGUCCAGUACUGUAGUUCAAACCAAUUGGGUCAAGUGGUUGAUUAUGUUAGAAAACAAGCCGGCAUUACAACUCCAAAGCCAGCAGAGAAAGAUAAUGGAAAUAUUGAACUUGAAAAUAAAAAAUUAGAAAAAGAGAGUAAGAAUGAACAAGAGAGAGAAAAGAAGGAAAACAUGGCUAAAGAGAAUCCUCCCGUGAAUUCUCCUUCCCAGAUAACUGUGAAAGGACUCAGUAAUUUGGGAAACACGUGUUUCUUCAAUGCAGUUAUGCAGAACUUGUCACAAACACCAGUGCUUAGAGAACUACUAAAAGAAGUGAAAAUGUCUGGAACAAUUGUAAAAAUUGAACCACCUGAUUUGGCAUUAACAGAACCGUUAGAAAUAAAUCUUGAGCCUCCAGGCCCUCUAACUUUAGCCAUGAGCCAGUUUCUUAAUGAGAUGCAAGAGACCAAAAAGGGGGUUGUGACACCGAAAGAACUCUUUUCUCAGGUCUGUAAAAAAGCAGUGCGGUUUAAAGGCUAUCAGCAGCAAGACAGCCAGGAGCUGCUUCGCUAUUUAUUGGAUGGGAUGAGAGCAGAAGAACACCAAAGAGUGAGUAAAGGAAUACUUAAAGCAUUUGGUAAUUCUACUGAAAAAUUGGAUGAAGAACUAAAAAAUAAAGUUAAAGAUUAUGAGAAGAAAAAAUCAAUACCAAGUUUUGUUGACCGCAUCUUUGGUGGUGAACUAACUAGUACGAUCAUGUGUGAUCAAUGCAGAACUGUCUCCUUGGUUCAUGAAUCUUUCCUUGAUUUGUCCCUCCCAGUUUUAGAUGAUCAGAGUGGUAAGAAAAGUGUAAAUGAUAAAAAUCUGAAAAAGACAAUGGAAGAUGAAGAUCAAGAUAGCGAGGAAGAAAAAGAUAACGACAGUUACAUAAAAGAGAGAAGUGAUAUUCCUUCUGGAACAAGUAAGCACUUACAGAAAAAAGCAAAGAAACAAGCCAAAAAGCAAGCCAAGAACCAACGAAGACAACAAAAAAUUCAAGGAAAAGUGCUUCAUUUAAAUGAUAUUUGUACUAUUGACCAUCCUGAAGACAAUGAAUAUGAAGCUGAAAUGUCACUUCAAGGAGAAGUAAAUAUUAAAUCCAACCAUAUUUCACAAGAGGUUGUUAUGCAUAAAGAAUAUUGUGUCAACCAGAAAGAUUUGAAUGGCCAAGAAAAAAUGAUCGAAAGUGUAACUGACAAUCAAAAAUCCACAGAGGAAGUAGAUAUGAAAAAUAUCAACAUGGAUAAUGAUCUGGAGGUUUUAACAUCUUCUCCCACUGACUGUACUAGGAAUUUAAAUGGUGCCUACCUAACGGAAGGGAGCAGUGGAGAAGUGGACAUUUCCAAUGGUUUCAAAAACCUAAAUUUGAAUGCUGCUCUUCAUCCUGAUGAAAUAAAUAUAGAGAUUCUGAAUGAUAGUCAUACUCCUGGAACAAAGGUGUAUGAGGUUGUAAAUGAAGAUCCAGAAACUGCUUUCUGUACUCUUGCAAACAGGGAAGUUUUCAAUACUGAUGAGUGUUCAAUCCAACAUUGUUUAUAUCAGUUCACCCGAAAUGAGAAACUUCGAGAUGCGAAUAAACUGCUUUGUGAAGUAUGCACACGGAGACAGUGUAAUGGACCAAAGGCAAAUAUAAAAGGUGAAAGGAAGCAUGUUUACACCAAUGCCAAAAAGCAGAUGCUAAUUUCUCUUGCUCCUCCUGUUCUUACUCUUCAUUUAAAGAGAUUUCAGCAGGCUGGUUUUAACCUACGCAAAGUUAACAAACACAUAAAGUUUCCGGAAAUCUUAGAUUUGGCUCCUUUUUGCACCCUUAAAUGUAAGAAUGUUGCAGAAGAAAAUACAAGGGUACUCUAUUCCUUAUAUGGAGUUGUUGAACACAGUGGUACUAUGAGGUCGGGGCAUUACACUGCCUAUGCCAAGGCAAGAACCGCAAAUAGUCAUCUCUCUAAUCUUGUUCUUCACGGUGAUAUUCCACAAGAUUUUGAAAUGGAAUCAAAAGGGCAGUGGUUUCACAUCAGCGACACACAUGUGCAAGCUGUGCCUACAACUAAAGUACUAAACUCACAAGCGUACCUCCUAUUUUAUGAGAGAAUACUGUAAUAAUAUCAAAAAUACUUUUUCUGGAAACACAUUUAUGGCUUUUAUAAUGGCUGAAAUAACAAUAAAAAAAAGUAAAGACUAAUUAAAAUCAUGUUCACUUAACAUUAAAUACAUGCCAGAAGAAAUAGUUUAUUUAAAUAUUGAAGGGAAAAACACCUAAAAAUGUACAAAGGUUUUGUAUUGUCAUGGUGGUUUUUAUUCCUGCUUUGUUUCUGGAAAGGAAAUCCUGAAUUACUUAAGUCCUCUGUGUUUAAUAUAUCUGGGUGAUGGAUCACAACACAUCAAUAAACUGACUUACCCUAAAA